ACGGUCGACGACAAAAAUUGUAUUCGUCGUAUGUAUAUAAUUUGAGAUGGAUAUUAAUAAAAGAAAUCUUGACUUGCAGAAUCUGCAAUCCUAUCUGCAAACUGUAGACAAGGAAGUUACUAUGGUUUUACAAAGUUUACAGUGGGAUCGGAAACAUCUGUUAGAGGGUAAAGAUUUAGUGUCGUGUUCUCAUGACCCGAAUCAUAAAAUUCCACCAGAUAAAAGGGAGGAACAUGAGCGUAAUUGCAUUUUAUCAUCUCACGGGUAUUCGAGAGAGGAUGACCUCCUGCCAGACCCUGUGGAUCCUCAUGCACCUACACUCGUCAAGCAUAGUAAAAUGGAGAUUCAAAGUAUUAUACAAGGGGCUUCAAAUUCUGCUCCAAGCUUUAAAAUGGGUAAAUAUAGUCUUAAAUUUACUGGUAAACUUUCAUUACAUGAAAUACUGUGUAACAAAAUGAAUUAUUGUAUUUCAGUAUGGUUGAAAAUCUUCAUCUAUUUCAAAAUUGUAUCCUUUUGUGAAUAUACAUUUCUGUUUAACCCAAGGCAACCAGCCUUGCCUUGGGUUAAGCUUAUAACAACAAAACAUGUUGUUUGCCAGUCUUUUGUCUCUGGUCAGCAUUGCAUUUAUGGCCUUGUAAUAAUUAAGUACAAAACCAAAUCAAACAAUCACAUUCCUAUACACAUCGAAGGUGCUGGUAGCCCUGCCUCCCCGGAGCCCCUGAGCUUGUCGCGGCUGCAGGCCACGUACACUGCAGACGAACGGCGCGCCCUGCACGACGCCGUGGUGGCCGCAGCGCCUGAGCAGGGAGAUGUAGCGGAGCUCGCACUUAUGAGCGUGGAGGAGCGUACACAAGCGCGCGCGGCGUCAAAGCUGGAGCUACUAGCGCAGCUACGCGACAUGAAGCGCCGCCGCGCGCGGUACCGCGGCGCCGCCGGGUCCGCCAGGUACUCGGAUACGCUGCGGGACCUCAUCAAGACUCAGAUGGAGUUGUACACAGGAGUUAAAAAUGAACCAGAUGUUGAUAAAACUAGUGUUGGUAUCAAUUCGCAGACAAAUAGCAAACAACAUUCUGGGUAUGAACUCGGAAAUGAAGCGAUGCAAUCUCGUGAACCAAAUCAAAGUAACAAAGGCAGAGAAUAUGAUACCAAAAGAAGAGAACCAUCUAAAGAACAGGGCAGAUAUGCUAAAGCAGAAAUAAGAGCUAGAGAUCGCAAGCAAGAUUCUCGAAGCCACUGUAGCAAAGACAGGAACUAUGAAAGUUACGCGAAAGAAACUAGUUCCAAAUGGCAUAAAGAUAACGAAAGCUAUAAAACUCAUAAAGGACAUUAUAGAAAUGAUUAUGACUAUAAAAGAGAAGCAGGCUCCUCACAUUCCUCUAGGAGCAAUAGAUACGAUGACUAUGAAGUCAAACAAAAACAUAGAACAGAAAGUUACAGCAAAUCUAGAAGAGAAUAUUCACGAGAUAGAUCAAGAGUGAGAGUAAAAGUUGAAUCCAGUCCCAGCAGAUCUGCACAACAAGCUGCUUCUGUAGAAGAUAAAAAAUCUCGCUACGAGGAAAGCGAUAGGCGACGGAAAGAUUCGAAGAAAUAUUCGAGACAUAAAAGUGACAAAUCGAAAGUGGAAUCCAGUUCUGGUAAUACACAAGAACAAACAGUUUAUGAAAAAGAAGAUAGUAAAUCGCGACAUGAUACAAGUUAUAAAAGACAAGAGAAUGCAAAAGAACAUUCUAGAAGUAAGAAAAAUAAGCACAAAUCUCACAGGGAUGAUAGAGAGAGGCGUAGGAGUGCUGACAGUGAGCCAGACAUUAAACAGGAACUACACACAAGAUAUUACGAUUGCGAAGAUGGGGAGUGAUAUAAUGCAUUUAAGUUUUUGAAUGCAAAUUAUGUUGGUCAGUAAAAUAUAAAUACUUAAACAUA
Plutella xylostella (diamondback moth) is the source of this 1920-nucleotide messenger RNA. The record is from RefSeq and is a predicted model, not a curated record. Lineage: Eukaryota; Metazoa; Arthropoda; Insecta; Lepidoptera; Plutellidae.